AUGAAACGCCUUUCCUUGUGUCUUUUCCUUGUCCUUUUCUGUGUCUUGACUUUGCAAGCUUCCUACCAUUCCGUUCUCGCUCAGCAAUGUAAAAACAGAAAGCCUUUCGCUAACCCAGCCCCAUGUUCAGGUUGUACCUUCUGUACAGCCACUGCCUCAUCCUCCUGUUGUACUGCUCAAGAAGAUUCUGCUGCUUCCUUGAGUGCUUCUUUGGGUAAAAUCAUUUCUCAAGGUUGUUAUGAACAAAUGGCGAUGGCUGCUUGUGCUGUUUGUGAUCCUAAAAAUUCACAAUAUAUCAACACUGAUACUAUGCAAAUGAAAGUCUGUAAGAGUGCUUGUCAAAGAUUGGCCAGUUCAUGUGGUACAUCAAGUACAAUAUGCGAUAGUUUACCAACCACUGAUUGUUGGAGUGAGGCAAGUACUGUGAAGAGUUUGCAAGUGAUGGGAAUGAUGAUGGUUGUCAUGUUGUUGAUGAGUGUCUUCUUGAUGUGGUAA
Molecule: messenger RNA, 495 nt
Organism: Naegleria lovaniensis
Lineage: Eukaryota; Heterolobosea; Eutetramitea; Acrasida; Naegleriidae
Exons: 1
Coding region: 1-495 (164 amino acids)
Source: RefSeq, a predicted model, not a curated record